This is a messenger RNA of Didymodactylos carnosus, 1314 nucleotides long. Lineage: Eukaryota; Metazoa; Rotifera; Eurotatoria; Philodinida; Philodinidae. The record is from the annotation of a GenBank genome assembly.
AUGAUUGGUGAUCGUGCAACAUCAACUACUUCUAAUAGUGGUUAUGAUUCAUUGAGAUUCCUCCGGACAAAUAACAAAUGGGAUAAAGAUUUUCUUCCACCUAUUUGUCCAUCGCGUUUUUCGAAUCAUGAUGAUUUUGAACGAUCACUACAAGAUUUUUAUUAUGAAGUUGUCGAUAUAUGGCCAGAAUAUGCGAUACGUGUAAGAAAAGCUUGUCGUUUAAUAUUUGAUGAUUUGGUACCACGUUUACGUAAAAAUCGUUUUGGUAUCGUAUUUAAUGAUCCUAUAUUUUAUGAUACAUUUUUUGAAAAUCUUCAAGUUGUUCACGUUAGUCGUAUAAAAAUCCUGAUACCAUUGACUAUACGUCCGGUGGAAAAAGAACGUUUAGACAAAGCUGGCUAUGUAUAUCUUAAAAUACCAGGUAUGAAAGAUGAAGAAUUAACAAGAUAUGAUCCAUGGGGUUUUAUGCGUUCAAAAGAUCGUGAAUAUUUAUCUCCUGCUGUACUCGUUACACUCACUCAUUCAUUAUUCGAAGAUGCAUUAAAAGAUCCUUAUCCAAUUGAAUUUUUUAAAUUGUUACCAUUGGAAUUAGACAAAGAUGGACCUAUAAUUAAAAUAUUUCAUGAACAAUUAUUAUUUACCAUUUGUUUUGGUUUUGGAAUGAAAUUUAAGAAAAAUGAUCCCUAUUAUAUUUCGACACCGUUUCAUGAUGAUAAUUACUUGUUAUCAAAACGUACAUGGAGAAUAUCAUACAUUGAAUCAGAAAUGAAAUGUUUGAAAGUGUUACAUCGUGCAGAUCAUUUUCGUCAUGCACAAGCUAUUAAAGUAUUUCUUGCUCUUGUCAAAUUAGAUCAAAGUUUUUCAAUAUUAAACGAAGAUAUUAUUAAAGCUCUGAUGGUUUACAUAUGUGACGAUGAUUUAGUGGUCAAAAAUUGGAAUAGAAAACGUUGUAAUGAAAUAUUUUGGUCAUUAUUUGAUUUACUCUAUUGUUCAAUUGAAAAACGUGAACUAAAAAGUCCUUAUAUUCCAGAUAUGAAUCUAUUUCAAAAAAUUGAUAAACAUCAAUUAGAUCGAUUAGAAAAACAUUUAAAUUAUAUUGUUGAACAUCAAACAGAAUUUCAACGAUUUUUUAAUCGACGUAUAUUAAGUUGUAAACGACGAAAAUGUCAAACAGAUAAUAUUUUACUAUUAUACGGUUAUAAUCGAGGUAUUCCGGAAACAAACGAAGAUGAUGAUAGUUCCAGUGAUGAACAAGAAAAUGAUAAUGAUGAGAAUGGAACAGUUGUUGGAACUGUACUAACAGAUGAAGAUUAA